AUGGACCAAGACAGGGGACUCGGCUCACGGCCGGGUGGCUGCUGUUGCGACGGGCAACAAGUGGGCGGUGGACACGGUCGUCGGAGGAGCUCCGGCAAAGGGACAGCGAACACGCGGCGAGGGAGGAGCGGGAGUCGCGUGCGGGACAAAGGCGGCGGGGGAGACGGAGGCACCGCAGCAGAGGAUAGCGCGGCUCGCGUCGAUCCGGGCUCGGGCGGAACGGGGAGAGGCGGAGUGGUGGAGUUGCAGGGGCGUCGCUGGUGGCGGGCGAGAGGCCGGCACGGCGACCCGCCGGCCGCGGCGGAGCAGGAGCAGCGUCAAGUGGUCUCGGGUCGGUGCGGGCUACAGGCGAGGUGGGACACGACGGUAGCUGGUGACACGGCGACCUGCUCGUCGGCGCUCGGGCGGAAGGGCAGGUUGCAGCAGAACGCAGAGGUGCUAGGUCGGAGGUGCUGCUGGUGUGGUGGGCAGCGGUGGGCGGAGCGCUCGAGCGGCUGCUGGCGAGCUGCUGGUACGGUGGCGGCGGGGAGGAGCAGCUAUGGAGCUGCACGUCGCGGUGACGGGUGGUGGGCGGCACGGCGAUCAGCGAUGGGUGGAGGGGCGGCGGGGGCACGCAGUCACGGGCGCCGAGCGUCGGUGAGGCUCGGGGUUGCGGCGGUGACGGCAUUCGGAGCUUGCCGAAGGAAAUCCAGCAGCGAAGAACCUGGAGAAGAUGAACAGUAG
Messenger RNA from Eucalyptus grandis, 723 nucleotides. Its product is annotated as spidroin-1-like. Bases 1 to 723 code for a protein of 240 amino acids. Lineage: Eukaryota; Viridiplantae; Streptophyta; Magnoliopsida; Myrtales; Myrtaceae. The transcript has a single exon. The record is from RefSeq and is a predicted model, not a curated record.